Corvus hawaiiensis (hawaiian crow) is the source of this 3321-nucleotide messenger RNA. RefSeq names its product paired related homeobox 2 (gene PRRX2). The coding region runs from base 33 to 776 and encodes 247 amino acids. The transcript has 4 exons. Gene Ontology annotation, molecular function: DNA binding; DNA-binding transcription factor activity, RNA polymerase II-specific. NCBI's taxonomy places the organism in Eukaryota, Metazoa, Chordata, Aves, Passeriformes, Corvidae. The record is from RefSeq and is a predicted model, not a curated record. Gene Ontology annotation, biological process: regulation of DNA-templated transcription.
UCGGGGUGGGCUGCGGGCUGGGGGUGGGAGCCAUGGACUCGGCGCCAGCCUUCGCCAUGGACAAGCCGUUCGCCCCCGGCGCCGUGCGCGGCCCGGAGCCGCCCGAAAACGCUCAAAGCCGGAAAAACUUCAGCGUGAGCCACCUCCUCGACCUGGAGGAGGUGGCGGCCGGUAUGAACGGGACCCCCGCGGCCGGUCCGCCGCCCGCCGGUAGCGGCAAGGCCAUCCCGGAGCCGUCGGGAGGCAGCAGCGGCAGCGAGGCAGCGCCCCAGGACGGUGAGAGCCUGAGCCCAAGCUGCGGGGCAGCCAAGAGGAAGAAGAAGCAGAGGAGGAACCGCACCACCUUCAACAGCAGCCAGCUGCAGGCUCUGGAGAGGGUCUUCGAGAGGACGCACUACCCCGACGCCUUUGUGCGGGAGGAGCUGGCGAGAAGGGUCAACCUCAGCGAGGCCAGAGUCCAGGUGUGGUUUCAGAACCGGAGGGCCAAGUUCCGCCGUAAUGAGAGGGCGAUGCUGGCCAACAGAUCGGCAUCGCUGCUCAAAUCCUACAGCCAAGAAGCAGCCAUUGAGCAGCCCAUGGCACCACGGCCCACUGCACUGACCCCGGAAUAUCUCUCUUGGACCAGCACCUCCCCAUACAGCACUGUGCCCUCCUACAGCUCCAGCGGGACCGCAACACCCACCCAAGGGGUGAACAUGGCCAACAGCAUCGCCAGCCUGCGCCUCAAAGCCAAAGAGUUCAGCCUCCAUCAGAACCAGGUGCCGACCGUGAACUGAGCAGGGCAAACCCCAUCCCAUGGCCUCCUCCAGGAUACAGCGUGGAGCUCCUGUGCCGGUCCAGGACAAAUCCGCUGCCUGCCCAACACACAUGCCACUCAUCCAAUGUCUCCGCAUCUUCUCUCCUCUUCCCUUCCCUUCUGAAGGUAGAGUCAGUCCCAGGCCGAAGUGGCACAUAAUUAUAGCCACAUAUGGAGCGAACUUGGUUAGAAACUUGCUUUUCGCACACCCUUAUAAUAACGGCUAUAUAUACACACAUACCCCCCACGCGCUCUUUGAGGACAAACAGACUUGCCAAGGGAACAAGAAUUUGCUUCCAAACAUGGAAGGAUCUUGGACUAUUGGAUUUGACCAAUUUGGGUAUCUUGCCCAGAGAGCCAAAGAGUUAUUGGGUCUUCUCCUCCCGCAGGGACAGCGUGGGAGGAUCAUGAGCCCCUCUUUCCACCGGGCUGUGACUUGCGGCGCUCAACUGUGCGUGCCAAAGCUGAUCCAUGUGUUCAUUUCUUUGUGCAACCCCAGCCGCAGUGUGGGGUUUAGGACUUCCUAAAGUUUGGGACUUUGGGAAGCUGAUGGCUCACCCAUGCCAUGGCCAGUCUAGGCCAGCCCUCUGCACUGUGCUGCCUGCAUUUAGGAGCUGCCUAUGCUGAUGGCAUCAGGCUUUGUCCCUUCCCAGAGGGGCAGGCAGAGCUGGAGCAUCUCAACAGACCUGCUUGGAGCCUCUGAGCUCUCCUGUGAGCUGGGGAUGCAUUGCCAAUCCCCAUGCAGGCACCGCUGCCCUGCCUCGGUGGAUUUGCCAGUGAUUCUGCAGAGCCCCAGGUCAUUGAACCGUCCCAGGGAGAGAGAAAAUUGGAAAAAGCUGUUGGGUUUCAGCUGAGUAGGCGGCUCCCAGUGCUUCGUGCCAACGAAGGCUUCGCCUUCCGGAGGCACAGCCUCCCCGUCGGCAGCUCCGCAGAUGUGCUCGGGGGUCUGGGACCGGCAACUCCAUGGGGGAGGCUUUUUUGGUUUUGCAGAAAGGAAAUGGUUUCCCCCUCAUCCCACCCUGCUGUGCAGCCUAAUGAGGCUCCAAGGUGGGAUGUGCAGGGGGAUGGACACGGGGUGGGCAACCUGGCCCCAGCCCAUGGGACUGAGCUGCGGAGAGACGCAGCCUCCACCUUCCCCUGCCAAUUCCGCAGCAAUGGGGAAUGAGCCGGAGUGGUGGGGGUGUGGUGUCCCUGUGGACAAAGCCCACUGGAAACCAGACCACCCUUUCCUCACCCACUGGAAAGAGCCACCAGCCAAGCAUGGGGAUACCACCAACUCAGAGGGGUGGCCUGGACAGUGAAGACACCAGCCCUACUUCCCUAGAAGGGGUUGGUUUGGGGGCUGCAGCAAUAGAUCUGAGGACAAAUAGAGUAAUUGCUGAAGUGCCUCCUCCACGUAAACAUCCUCUGCUCAGUGACACCAAGGCUGAAAGUGUCACAGCUACAGAGUGCCCACCUGAGUCCCCACAGCUCCCAGGAGCAUCCUCUCCCAUUCCCACUGGGGCUCUCACUGCAGCUGCAUGUGGGACCCAGUGGCUGUGACACUGGAGCCUUCAGCUGCACUGCAGGGCAAUGCCAGCCUGGGGGGGACUCACCCACCACCUGGAGCUCCACCCAGACCUGGUGGGAGAACCAGGAGAGGAGCCUAUCUCCUCUUGCUGGGGGUGAACCACCCUCCAUCCUGCCUCCAGCCCCUGCUUUCUCUGCUCCACAGUGCAGCCCCUAGUUGGGAAUAGUUACCUUCUCCUCCUCAAGCUUGGCAGGCAGGGAGAGGGCACAGCCUGAUUGACGCUGUCCACCUCAUCCAGGGAGCAGUGUCACCCUAAAUACCCACCCUCUGCCCCCAUCCACAUUUCCAGGGCUGGUAUCCCUCCCAUUUGUCAUGCCAGAAGAAGAGCACGCAGCUCCCCACACUGCACAGAGACCUGCCAAGCCAGGGGGGAGAGGGAUCCACUGUGGAUCAAAUCAUCCUCCCUAAGAAACACCACUUGGGGCAGGAGGAGGAGGCCGGGAGGGUCCUAUUCCCAUGGAAAGCACAAGGCUCUUUUUUCGGUUAUACAAGAUGAAACCACAGGGAUAUAAAUGUCACUGCCUCUUUGAGAACAUUAAUGAAAAUAAACCCAUUUAAUAGUUUGCAGAUGCUGUUUCUGUAAACCUAAAAAAAGCAGGGAAUAAAUAUUUCUUCACUAAAUAUCUAUAUGUAUAUAUAUAUUUGAAAACAUUUGCUCCUAAUCUUAGGCCCCCUCCUUUGCUGUGCUUUUGGCAGCUUAUCACAGCUUGUCACUCAAUGCUGAACUCACCAAGAAGAGAUACAAAUUGCACCCAUGGAGGGGUAGCAGGACCGAGGGAUUAUUGUAAUCUAAGCUCUCUCUCGCCCUUUCUAUUUGUACAUUUCAAUUACUUGUAACAAGAUCCAUGGUGGAUUUGUUUUUUUCUUCUGCAUGUCUGUGUUUUGGAAAUUUUUGUAAGGUUUUUGUAAAAACAACUCUUGUGAAAUAAUGGAGGAAUAAAUAUUUUACUGAGUA